GUCAAGUCCUUGUAACAUAAGAAAUGUAUGUGUUACUUUCAAGGAGGCAUAUGAUGUAGGUAGCUUGCUCAUAGGUUUAGCUGAAGCGGUUUGGGUUGUGGAAGGGCAGAACUGUCCAGUCCCUUCAUCUUGCCAAGAAACCAGGGGAGCCAGUGCCUUUUCAUAUGCAAAGAAAUCCAUCUCUCCUUUUCUCUGUCAAAGUGAGCUUAGGUGGCUGCUGCUGUAUUCUCUUGCCAAAAUCAUAAGAGAGAGACAAGACAGGAAAGAGAGAGAGAGGGGUCUUUUGUUAAAAGGGGCCUGGAACUGAAGAUGCCCUGCUGACCAUCUUAAAGAAUUUUAUUUAAGGAGGAUACCUUUAGCAUUUAUCUUUAAAGAAGAAGAAAAAGAGAGAGAGAGAGAGAGAAUCACACACUGUAGGUUUUCAAACAUACACACACAGAGACAGUAUCUAGUGUACAGAAACAGAGUGGAUAGGUAGAAAACUGCUUAUUACCAAUAUAUAAAGCUUGGCUUGCUUUAUAUAUAUAUAUAAAUAUAUAAAAUAAUAACAGGAAUAGCCAUUGCAAGGGAAUCUACUGCAUUUUCAUUUGCUAAGCAGGCUCCUGGCUCCACGGCUCCCUUGCCUGGUAGGAGAAGGAAAUAGCUAGACUAGGUAUUCUGCAGGUCUGAAGAAAUCCAAAAUGGGCUAUUCGGAAAAAGCAGCAUCCAAAAUGCUGUUUCUUCAGUUGCUUUGCUCCUUGCCUCUUCUACAAGGUCUGCCUCUUUGGGAAAAUGAUGACGUGGCCCCUGCCACCCCUUCCCUGCCGCUGGAGGCCCUGUCGCCAGAGGCUGUGGGGGACCCAAAGGAGGAGGAAGUGGGGCCCUCAGCUGAAGUGAGGGGAUCCUUGCCCCCCAAUCCUGAAGGCCUCCCUGAAUUGCUGCAGGGAGCAUUGCUGAGGAAGGAGUUUCUGGGGAGCGAGUUGUUGGAAGACCCCAUCCCUGAAGGUAGCCCUUCCACUCUGCCCCCUUUCCAUCCUCCCAUCCAGCAGCUGGAUGGUGGGAUGGUCCCUGAGACCUCUGAAGCUAUAGCCACCGGUCCUUCUCCCUUGACCACUGCGGCUCCCCCCACGGGUUUCCUCCUCACAACCCCCCCUGCAUCAACAGCGGCCGCUCCUCCCCGUCUUCCCCCUCCACCGGAUGAGGUAGGAUCAGCCAGCCAACACAUCUCUGCCACCACCACCGCUUUCAUCCCUGAAGGUGAUGAGGAGACCACAACCACACUGAUCACAACAACAACCAUCACUACAGUGCACACACCUGUGUUUUGCAACAACAACAUCACUGAUGUGGAAGGCUACGUUGAAUCCCCAGAUUAUGCUGGUGCCACUUUUUAUGGAGGCCUGGACUGCACCUACACUAUCUCUGUUUACAUGGGCUAUGGGAUAGAAGUACAGGUGCAGAGUUUGAAUCUAUCCAAAGAGGAUUCACUGACAGUGGAAGGUCUAGGGGGUGAGAAGCCUGUUGUCUUGGCCAACGAGUCAUUGAUGGUUGAGGGGCAAGUGAUCCGCAGUCCGACCAACCAGGUGUUGAUUCACUUUCAGAGCUACCACACCACCACCCCUGGAAUCUUCAAAUUCCACUACCAAGCUUUUCUUCUCAGUUGUGGCUUCCCCAGCCGACCUGAGAAUGGGGAUGUUAUGGUUACUGACCUCCAUCCUGGUGGUUCUGCCACUUUUAAGUGUGAGUCAGGCUUCCACCUGCGAGGUGAAGAGACGCUCAUCUGCCUCAAUGUCAGCCGCCCUCGCUGGAGUGGUACCAGCCCUGCAUGUGUGGCUUCCUGUGGAGGAACAGUUCAUAAUGCCACUCGUGGGCGCAUUGUGGCUCCUGAAGCACCUGGUGGGCCUCGUGGUGGUCGGAACCUGACGUGCCGAUGGUUGGUGGAGGCACCUGAAGGCCAGCGCUUGCACCUGCAUUUUGAGAGAGUGGCUCUGGAUGAAGAUAAUGAUAAACUAAUGAUCCGCAGUGGGAGCAGCACAUUUUCCCCUAUCAUCUAUGACUCUGACAUGGACGAUGUCCCAGAACGUGGGUUGCUGAGUGAUGCCCAGUCUCUCAUUGUGGAGCUGACCAGCGAGGGCCCUGCCACGCCUCUCAUCCUUAGCCUGCGCUAUGAAGCUUUUGAUGAAGACCGAUGUUAUGAACCAUUCCUGGCACAUGGUAAUUUCAGCACAACAGAUCCAUUGUAUCAUAUGGGGACUGUAGUUGAGUUUGCCUGCAGUGCUGGAUAUAUGCUUGAACAGGGACCUUCUGCCAUUGAAUGCAUAGAUGCAAGAGAUCCUCGCUGGAAUGAAAGCGAGCCAACCUGCAAAGCGUUGUGUGGAGGGGAACUCUCUGAGUCUACAGGCGUCAUACUUUCCCCUGAUUGGCCCCAGUCCUAUGGAAAAGGCCAGGACUGCGUCUGGGGUAUCCGAGUGCAGGAGGAGAAGAGAGUGCUGCUGGACAUUGAGAUCCUCAACAUCCGCAAGUCUGAUGUGUUGACAAUCUUUGAUGGAGGGGACUUAACUGCUCGGAUCCUUGGCCAGUAUUUGGGCCCACACCCUCGCUUCAGCCUGUAUUCCUCUGGCCCAGCAGUCACUCUUCAGUUCCAGUCAGACCCCGGGGACCCUCUCUUUGGCCUCAGCCAGGGUUUCCUGGUGCGGUACAAGGAGGUUCCACGAAAUGACACUUGCCCAGAGCUGCCAGAAGUGGAGUUUGGCUGGCGCACAGCUUCUCAUGCUGCUGUCAUCCGUGGCACAGUUGUGACCUACCAGUGUGAGCCAGGUUAUGACAUUGUGGGAUCUGACAUACUCACUUGCCAAUGGGAUCUAUCCUGGAGCAACAGCCCUCCCACAUGCCAGAAGAUUGUGAACUGUGCUGAUCCUGGGGAAAUCAGCAAUGGCAAACGCAGCGUCUCGGAUCGACGUUUCUCCAUUGGUUCCCACGUCCAGUAUUUUUGUCAUGAGGGCUACGUGGUGGAAGGGAGCAGCACACUGACUUGUUACAACCGGGACACUGGCACCCCUAAAUGGAGUGACCGAGUGCCCAAAUGUGUCUUGAAAUAUGAGCCCUGCCUGAACCCUGGUGUUCCAGAGAAUGGCUAUCAAACCCUUUACAAGCAUCACUACCAGGCGGGAGAAUCCCUGCGCUUCUUCUGCUAUGAGGGGUUUGAACUAAUAGGUGAAGUGACCAUCACUUGCAUACCGGGACAUCCAUCCCAGUGGACCAGCCAACCCCCACUGUGUAAAGUGGCCUAUGAGGAGUUAUUGGACAGCCGGAAACUAGAAGUCACCCAGACAACAGACCCUUCCCACCAGAUGGAAGGGGGCAACAUUGCCCUGGCGAUUUUCCUUCCCAUCAUCCUUGUCAUCCUUCUAAUUGGUGGAAUCUAUGUCUACUACACCAAGUUCCAAGGAAAGACCCUCUUUGGUUUCUCUUUCUCCAGCUCCCAUAGCUACAGCCCGAUCACUGUGGAGUCUGACUUUAACAACCCUCUCUAUGAGGCUGGGGACACCAGAGAAUAUGAAGUUUCAAUCUAGAAGAAGUUACGUGAUCUGCAUUCUUCCCCCAACCCAAGCGGGUUUGAGGAUCAGCGACUGAGAACGAUUCCUAUUUAGGAGGGAAUAGCAGAAGGUGGUUUUUGGAGGGGCUAGGGGGAAAUGGAGGGGGAAGAGGGAGUUUCUUCUCUCUGCCCCACAGAUUGAGCUUUCUCCCUUCCUCUCCAUGUUGCUGCCUCACUGUCCACUCUCCCAGCUUUGGACACCAUCUACUCCCCUCGCCCUUGUAAAUACUCUCUUCAGUGUGCCAAACGCGUUUCUCUCACACACAAACACACACGCACACACUUUUCCGGCUUUAUCUGUUGGUUUACUUAUAUUUAUUUCUCAGUUUGUUGACUUACUUUUUUCUUUCCCUCUGUUGAUUUAUUAAAUCCUUAGGGACUGAUGCAGAAGGAGUGGUUGCACCUUACUCCUUUCUUCCUUGCCUUGUCCCUGAGUCCUUUUUUUUUAUUUUAAAGGAAGUGGAUACCAAUUAUCGGUGCUGCCAUUUAAAUAAAGUUCUCUGUAUAGUAUUAUCACUAAAAAGCAGGACAAGUGCUUUGUACAAGACCUUCCUCUAACAAGCUGUAUUUCAUCCUAAAAGUAAAUGGCAAACAAAUAUCUACAAGGAUAAAAGAGAAAUAGAACAAGUAAAUGCUCUGGCAAAGAAGCCAAAAUGUGGGUCCUCUAAUGUUAAAACAUGUUACACAGAAGAAAAGACCCAAUGGUUUGAGCAGCAUGAACUUCCACUAAAUUUUUGGGGAACUGGAAAUAUAUAAGAUCCUCCAAAAGAAAACCAGUGCUUCAUAUUUGAGAGGAAAAAUUGUAGGGUGGUAGAGCCUUGGGCUUCCUCCUGAACAACCCAUUCAUGGGCUGGGUAGGUGUGGUAGAAUGAAUUUUAAGUUGCCCUAUAGGAAAUAAAAGCCAGCAUAUGUAAUUUUGAGUAGGUUUGAAGAAGCAGUAGUGCACUCUACCAUCUGGAACAGGCACCAAUCCGCCCUGUAAUGGUCCAUUGGGAGAAUAUGCCACAAACCUCUUGAGAGGUCCUGAAAAUAAGCAAGGCACUCUGCUAGUAGCUUUAUGGGGAAAGCUUAUACCUGUACAUAGUUACUUGGAAUGAAGUCGCACUGCAUUCAGUGGCGCUAAUUCCCAGGUAAGUGGGCACAGGAUUGGAGGCUUAAUGAUUAAGAGCUGCCUGCCAAGGGCUUUCUGAUUACACUUCUGCUGUUCUUCUGACCUUCUAAUCCCCUUCCCAACUCAUUCCAAAGGAAGAGAAAGUUAAAACAAAAGUUCCUAUGGCCUUCAAAAAGAGGCUUGUUAGAACUUAUUUCUAAGUUGGUCCGAAUGUUAAGCAACAUAGGCUAACAUGGCCAAUUAUUUUGUUUAUACCAGUUUUAUCAGUUUAGGGACGAAAGAAUCAUCAGUUUCAGUUUGAGGCGUGAAAAUGUUUUGCCUCUACUUCUAAAUAAAAAUAAAAUGUAAUAAUAGUAUCUUAGAAUAAGUACUUCUCUGAACAAAUUCAGGAAACUGGCUGGGAUUCCUUAAAAAAUGAUUUUGGGAAUUAUAAAUAUAGGGUGCAAUAAAUGGGGAAGCCUUCUGGAACAAGUCCUAUUGAUUCAGUCUUGUCCAUCUUUUGUUCGUUUUAGUGAUUGCUAGUGCAGGAGAACUUCCCAGUGGGUUGUACAAUAUGUCCUUCCUUUCUGGCUCCUAAAUAUUUAAUGUCUGCUCCUAAAGAAUUAUCCCCCCCCCCACCAGUCCUGCCUUUCAAAGUGAAAAUGUAGGAUGAUCAUUCAUCUUGAACAUUUCAUUUAAAGAAUGAAAAAGGAGGUGGCUACCUUUUUGGUUCUGAGCAAGUUCUCUUAAUAGUAAAAUUUUGGAGCGUAAUGAUGAAGGGAUUUCGGUAUGUUUUUAUGGAUAAAAUAUAGGCAGAUGAUAAUGUUUGUUGUCAAAAAUAAUACAUCAUUAAGAGACAUUAAUAAUUUCACAUGUUUUUAAAAACAACUGUGCCAAUAUUAUUUUUAUGUUAGUUUCCAGCCUUUAAAAAAACAAUUGUUUCUUUAUUUGUCUAGUGUGUUUUAAAAAUGAUAAUAAAAUAACUGGAGGCUUUGUAGCUUCUGCUUCUUCAUAGAGUCCCUUGAAUGAUAAGGCAGAGAAAAUUAUUUACUUUUGGAAAAUUAUAUUAAUACUUUUGAAGGCUGAUUUUCUUUUAACGUGGCGAUCUUCACCCUAUCCCUUGUUUCAGGAAAAUUCCAUGUGCACUUAGUAUUAAGAAUACUGCUUUGUGAGUUAAGUACAGAAGG
Molecule: messenger RNA, 5851 nt
Organism: Sceloporus undulatus (fence lizard)
Lineage: Eukaryota; Metazoa; Chordata; Lepidosauria; Squamata; Phrynosomatidae
Gene: SEZ6L2
Product: seizure related 6 homolog like 2
Exons: 18
Coding region: 681-3551 (956 amino acids)
Biological process (GO): synapse maturation
Cellular component (GO): endoplasmic reticulum; neuronal cell body
Source: RefSeq, a predicted model, not a curated record